This is a messenger RNA of Xenopus laevis (African clawed frog), 2999 nucleotides long. RefSeq names its product sosondowah ankyrin repeat domain family member C L homeolog (gene sowahc.L). Bases 208 to 1596 code for a protein of 462 amino acids. The transcript has a single exon. Lineage: Eukaryota; Metazoa; Chordata; Amphibia; Anura; Pipidae. The record is from RefSeq and is a predicted model, not a curated record.
CCACGCUGGGUACCAGAGAAAGGAGCGGAGACUGUUCUCAUAGAAGCGGGGGAGGCUGGAAUUUGCACAGUAGCUGCCUCUGACAAGUAACCGCGCUCCCGAUCUAUGGCUGUAUAAUUGCCACGGGUUUACCCGCCCCCGCCGAACCUCCCCGCUGGGAGGAGCUGAUAUGGUUUGUUCCAAACUCGCCGCCUUCGCCGCUCAGUCAUGACCGGGCUGAGUCGGGAAUCGGUUAUCUGCUUCUUAAGCGAGCAAGGCGGUCGGGUACCAAAUCAGAAUGUGCUGGGACACUUCAGGGCGCUGCUGAAUGACCCGCCAGCCGGCGAGUCCCGAGAAACUGUCCGCAGCCGCUUUAAGGAUAUUGUCAAUGAGGUGGCAACCGUGAGGGAAGAGGCGGGCGUGAGAUACGUGUGUCUGAGGAAAAAAUACCGAGAGACUGGAUCGCCAGCGCCCUCCCCAGAAGGCUCGGUUAGUGACCAUAAAGCGGCCAGCGAGUCCCCGGGGCACAGCUCUGAGGGGGGAAGCAAAGACUUGAUGUCACCCCCCAGCAUCUCCGUCACCGAAGCCCCCGGCGGAGCCUCUCAGCAGCCGCAGGAGGACAAGAGCGGAGCCUCUCAGCAGGAGAAGGAGGACAAGAGCGGGGUCGUACUACUGAAGCAGUGCCCUGGCUCUCCGGAGGUUUUCAUUCCCAGCAGCGGCAGGACCCCCAGGGGCAGUCGCAGAGGUGUGCGGGAGCCCGUAUCCCCCCAAGUCCGCCGGGGGCUGCUUCGAGCGGGGCUGCGGGACUCAGACAGUUCAUCUCUGCACAGUUCUUCUUCUGUGUCCGGAAACGAGGAGGACGAGAGCGGAGCGGCGCACGGACAAGCGGCACUGGACCCCGUGGAGCACGCGUGGAUGCUGAGUUCGUGCCGGGGCCGCUGGGAGAGCUUACAGGAGCUGCUGAGCAACGAGCCCGGCCUCAUCACCCGCAGAGACUUCAUCACCGGCUUCUCUUGCCUGCACUGGGCCGCCAAGCACGGACAGCACGAACUCCUGGCCGCUCUCCUCACCUAUGCGCGCCAGCACCGGGUGCCCGUCAAUAUCAAUGCGCGGGCGGCGGGAGGUUACACCGCUCUGCACUUGGCUGCCAUGCACGGACACCUGGACGUCAUUAAGCUGCUGAUCGGGGCGUAUGAUGCUGAUGUGGAUAUACGAGACUAUAGUGGCAGGAAAGCGUGGCAGUACCUUGGGCCGAGCAUUGCCCAGGAUGUACAGGGGCUGGUGGGUGCUCUGCCCAACGGAGGCGAAGAGGAGGAGGAAGGAGGGAAUACUGGAUCGGGCCGCUGGCGGCUCUCUCGGGUCCUCCCCUCCCAACUCAUUGUACACCGACUCUCUCAGCUGCCGGAGGAUCAGCCGGAGGGCCUUGGGGGAGGAGGCAGCAGAGCAGAUAUCCAUAGGAAGGGCUCUGGGGUAAAGGGCAAACCAAGACUCAAUAAGAUCAGAUUUAGGACUCAGAUUAUCCAUAACAAUCUGUCAUCUAGAGACACUUGUGAGCAGGAAGAUAAACCUCUCAAGAGUCCUAUGAGGCUCAGGCCAAAAUCCAAUGUAUUUGGGUGAUAUUAACCUUGAGUGCAUGGAUUUUAUAUCUAAAUACUAUUUACUAUAACACAAGAGCCCCCUCCAGCUACUGCACAACCAAAUUCCCAGCGCUCAGUUGCCUAGUGAUUCUGGGAAUCAACUACAAGCUGGAGGUUCCUUCUGUACAACCACAUGAUGUGGGACCAAAUCCGAGUGCACCCACCUCGCUGCACUCACAUUCCUGGCACACUUGAACCUAUUCCAGUUGAUUUGGAAUUCAGCGACUAUUACAGACAUAGCAACAGAGUGCAAACUGUCUGGGAUGUUCUGAGGUACUGCUAGACAAUCUGCUGGACUGAUUCACUCUAGCCAUCGUUUGUAACUCUUCUUAAACUCUAGUGCAGAGAGAGCACAUUUCCAAUAUUUAUGAAAUUGAUAAACCAAUUCUUUUGUAACUGUUACUGCAUCUUUAGUAAUGUCACUCCUUGUGCCACUGAUUUGAUUGAAUACAGUAAUUUGUGCUGGUCUAUCCAUAUAGAUGACUUAAUGCUUCCAAUAUAAUCUGUCAACUUCAAAACGAUGCACAGUGUAUGUAAACCAAAAUGUAAUGGACUGCACUCAAAAUGUAAAUCUAAAGCUGUGUUAAGGUGACCAGUCCUCCACAAUUAGUGGACUGAUUGGCUUGCAGGACAAAUGAAUGAAACUGCAGGUAGUGAAGAGGACUUGUGUUUCCUCUUUACAUUCUACACUUCCAAAGGUUUUGUUCAGUAAGGUGUCAGACCAUAAUUUCUGUUAUCAUUUCAAUAAUACAGCGCCGGUAAGUCACAGUGUUGUACAUAUUGGCGUAUUGGUAUAUACACUAAGCACCCAUGUGUUUACUAUAAUUUUGUUUGAGUGAUCCUCUGAAAACAGAUGGAUCUUUAUUCGAUUAUCAGCGUCACAAGCUUGAAGGCUUGUGACCCACAUAGUGUUUUGAUCCCCCCAUUAGCAUCUGACAUUCUGUCAGAACAGAUAAAGGUGGAUGGAAAAUACUCUGCCUAUUGCAGACCUGGCAAUAACAGGUAGACUACUGGCACAGAAGUGAGAAGCAAGCAAAGCCACAUGCAGAGUAUUUUCUAAAAUAAAAUCUAUUAAAAGCAUUGCCAUGCAAAUAGGGGUGUUUGACCACUUCCGGUCAAUGCCUUAUUAUCAGACUGGGUUGAAUUAUUUUUCCUAAUCACUGCUAUUUAAAGCUGAAGUGCCAUCUCUAGAAAUAAUUUUAUCUGGCAUUGGAGCUAUGUUUCCUUUCUUAAGGCUAUAAAACCAUCGUGUUUUUUUGUGUGAUUGGAAUCUAGUGCAUUCACUUUAUCUUGAAAGUGGGCCAUAUUGUGAAAAUUAGCAAAGAGUAGCUGCAGCAUAAGCAUGGUGCCUGCAUCUAACACAGAAAUGCUACCUGUUGCAAC